Tetrahymena thermophila SB210 is the source of this 900-nucleotide messenger RNA. RefSeq names its product scavenger mRNA decapping enzyme, putative. Gene Ontology annotation, cellular component: nucleus; P-body. NCBI's taxonomy places the organism in Eukaryota, Ciliophora, Oligohymenophorea, Hymenostomatida, Tetrahymenidae. The transcript has 5 exons. The record is from RefSeq and is a predicted model, not a curated record. Gene Ontology annotation, molecular function: RNA 7-methylguanosine cap binding; hydrolase activity. Gene Ontology annotation, biological process: deadenylation-dependent decapping of nuclear-transcribed mRNA.
AUGUAGUAAUAAUAAUAAUAACUAAAAGACUUUAAAUUUAAGAAAGUACUUUAAAACUCUGCAGAAACCUAGACUUUAGUACUUUUAGGUUACUUUGAAGAUGAAACUAAAGAAGCCAUUUUGAUUUUUAAGAAGAAGCCAUUUUUAGAUGAGUAUAAAAAUAAUUUGAAUAAAAUCAUAAAUUAAAAUAAGUACUUUGAAAAUGAUAUUUUUACAAGGUAUAAUAUUGAACUGCAAAAUGAUGAAUGGAAUGAGGUAGAUUUGUAAACAAUCUAUCCUGCCACAUAAAAAUUAAUAAAUAAAUAUACAAAAUGUGAUUCAAUAAUAGUAGUUGAAACACCUGAGAUAUACAACAGUAUUGUAAAGAAAUAUAUUGAUGAAGUUAAACUGAAUAGUUUGUAGUGGCUUUAUAAUAUCUUAGAAGGAAAAGCAGAAUAAGAAAGAAUUUUAUACUAAAAUUAAGAUCUACAUACAGGAUUUAUUAUACUUCCAGAUUAUAAGUUUAAUGAUUUUACAAAUACUCAACAGCUAUAUUUAUUAGCUAUAACCUAGAGGAGAGAUAUUCAAUCUUUGAGAGAUUUAGAUGGAACUCAUAUAGAGCUAUUAGAGAAUAUUUUGAAAAUUACAGAAUAAACUAUUUAAGAGAAGUUUAAAAUCCACAAAAAUAAAAUUAGAGCUUACAUACACUAUCACCCUACUUACUACCAUCUGCAUAUUCAUUUUACUCAUAUAGAAGUCUAAGAAUCCUCAAUGAACUGCGAUCGUUCUCAUCCUCUCCACCAAGUUAUUUUUAAUUUAAAAAAGGAUCCCUAAUACUACAAAAAUACUGUUUUAAUGUACAGCUUAUAGAGCAAUAAUCCUCUAUACAGUUAGCUCAAACAAAUCACAGAAUAAUAGUGA